AUGUUAACCGAUAAAAUAGCUUUGGAAAAUACUCUUGGACAGUAUAGCAGUAUCAUUCCUAAAUCCACCAUGAAGCUUGUCCGUCUUGGAAAAGUGCGUCAAGAUCAUAUUCGCCCUUUGAAAAUUAUCUUUCAAUUCAAAGAUGAACCAAUCAACUUCAUACGCGACUUCACUGAUGCUAAACUCGGUGUAGCUAUGUUUCCAACUAAUUUCCGGAUUGUCAGGGAUAAUACUGUCUAUGAACGUGGUUUACUUCGGUCUUGUCAUUCCGAACUUGAUCGCAGGGCUGAAUCUGUUGAGGUUGGUCUACGGAUACGAUAUGUCAAUGGUGUGCCAAAAAUUAUACAAGAUAAUUCAAAAAACCGGGUCCCUGGAAGCGGAUCCAAUCAUCAACCUCAACCCUAA
Macrosiphum euphorbiae (potato aphid) is the source of this 405-nucleotide messenger RNA. The record is from the annotation of a GenBank genome assembly. Lineage: Eukaryota; Metazoa; Arthropoda; Insecta; Hemiptera; Aphididae.